AGGUACAAGCUUGCAACAGAAUCUGAUGCAAUAGUGAGCUUCUUAGUUGCAAAUUCUUUACCUUCGCCACCAAAUUCUGCGAGGGCAGCACGAAUUGCUGCCAGUUCAGCUCUCGUAAUAGUGUUUGUGCACCCAGCGCCAUUUGGAUUCACGUAGACAACGCGAGAAUCGCUGAACCAGGCGCAGGCGCCGGCAACCUGGACUUCUUUGCCAUUGUCAGUUUUGAUUUUGCUUACCGAACCAUCUGUCCAGACAGUGCCAUUCACGUCGUGGGCCAGAGCAUGUGCGUCCACGAGCCGUUUCAGGCGGGGGGCAAAGCACUGGAGUCCGGCGGGGUUCCCAACAAUGACCAGUCGGAGCCCCUUCUGGCGUUCAGCCUGGGUGUUGGUGCCAAGUCCUGUGUCAAGGCCCGCGGUGCCCGCGGACCAGUUGGCCAGCUCGUGGCAAAGUGGGUGUUGAAGCCACUGCGUGUGGGGGAAAGUGGCCGCUUUGGGGAGCGCCAAUACAGUAAGGGUUGGUUCCUGUGAGUCACGCAUAGCCUCGGCGCAUGCGAGGGCCCACAUGAGCGCCUUCCGUGCGUCGUGGGGGCUAGAGGGGGGGUGGGCAUAUUGCAAGCCGGUCCAUGCGGUCUGGUAGGCAUCGUGCAGUGCGCCAAAGGCCCCAUCAGCAGGGUCUCGUGUCCAGUAUUCGUGGGCUGCAAUGGAGGAGUUUAGUGGGGACGCAAACAUUUCCCGAAUGUGUACUGCUUGUGUGACCCGCAGGCAUUGGACGAUGGCUGCUACUGUGCCUGCCGGCAGCGACACCUGGUGCAUUGGCAUGGCCUUGCGGUCCUGCUGCGCCGGGUCAUAGCGGUAGCGCAUGAUGAGGGCAGCGACCGCUUCCUCAAAGGCGUUGGGCCGCUGGUUGCCGGUGUGCCUGAAGCGCUCCCACAGGGUAAGGAGGCGGGGGUAGGUGAUGGUGCCCAGCCAGCGGCCACUGGGUUCAUGGACGUGCGCCUCAGCUGGGUCACGGCGGGUGCCACCAGUGGUGGUAAUUGUGUAUGCUCCGGGGGCCACAAUGUCCUUGUAGGGGUUGCACGGGCUUGUGGUGAUGGUGGUGGUCGUGCGGAUGUCACGCGCGCGGGAUGCGGUAUCCAGGGGCUCGGCGUCGUGGCGGCCUUGGCGCUGUCUGGCGGUAAGGUUCCGAUCAGGUGCGGGGCGCACUGUUCGGGGCCGCGGGCCUUGGUUGGUACCGUUUGCUAGCCGGGUUUUGCACUCCUCCAGUAACUCCUCCCAUUGUGGACUGUGUUUUAGGUCCCGUUCACGGUCCGUGCUCGGCGCCCACGUGACAUGUCGUAGGAGUUUGGUCGUCCAGGACGAGAAUAGGGGGGCCCCAGUGGGCUGCGGUGCUGCCGGCUCUGCAGCUUGGGCAGGCUCUUCAGGUGAGAUUGCGUGGGCUUGGGUUUCAGCCGGAGGCUCAGCCUCGGUCUGCGCAGGUUGUGGGCAUGGGCGCGUCGCAAGAGGGUGCUUAUAACACCUGGCAUUCUGGAUAGUUGCGUAGCCCAUGCGAACAAAAGCAGAGACAAUGCCGGCCGGGCAAAUGGACGGCUUCCACUGCACCUUCCAGUAUUUUUCACGUGUCCCAGAGGUGUCCUCUCUGGCUUUGCGCUUCCGUGUCAGUUCUUUGUCCGUGACAGUUUGUUUGUUUUCGCUGUGCAGGACCUGUGCCAGUUCCUGUCCGUCAUUGUCCAGGGCGUAGGUGAGUUGAGUGUCACCGUUAGUGCGGUUGUCGGCGGGCCUUGGGACUAGAUCGUGUGUGAUCCUUGCGCGGGCCAGUCGCCAGCUGGGACGGGCCCCAUGGCCUCCCGCAGCUUGCACUGCCGGGGCGGUCAGGGGCGGCGUCGGGCUAUCGGCGUCCAUGGGGUCGUUGUGAGCGGCAGCCUGGUUGACUUCCAUAGGCAAUCCUGUGUUGUUCAGAUACUCGCUUAUGGCGUUGGGUUCGGGGUUGGCGGCAUUCGCCGUGAGGCGGGUUGUGAGGGCGGGUGGUAGCCCACGGCGCUGUUGGCGUGGUUCGACAGCAUGUGCAAGGGAGGGUGGGUCUUGUGGGUGUGGGUGGCAGAUCCGCAUGUGUCCUGUCAUGUCUUUGGCGAGCGCCUGGAAUACCGAGCAUGCUGUUUCAUAUCCCCGCGUGCCCACCGGCAGGCUCUCAUCGCCGUUGGUGAGCCGCAGGGCAUGGUUGAUGGCGGCGCGGUCCCCGGUGAGCAAGUCCUCAGGGGUAGUGCGUGUAGUUUCUGCAAUGCGUGCGCGUUGCGCUGCAUGUUUUGUAACGCGCCGUGCGCGUGUUUGGUUCUGUGGCCGGCGUGUUGUAGCCGGCUUGCGGGCUCUGGCCGGUGGCCGUAGGGAGGGUUGCGUUGCCCCAUCAGCGGGGACUUCCGGUGCAGCAGCACCUUGUGCGCCGGGAUGGGCCUGGGCCGCCCCUGCUGGAGAGGGGGGGGCUAGGUCGGCGGGGGCUUGCGUGGUGUUUGCUUGGGCGGGGGGCGCCUCCGGGAGGGGCUGCAGGUACCGGUCGAGGGGGUUGGCCAUUCCGAGAGGGAGGGGGUCCGCCCUCAUGGCUAAGGCCACGAUUGCGGCCACGUCGGGCAGUGCACGCUGUGCGGUGGUCAGGGGGGCAGGGCUGCCAUGGGCUGGAGCGUUUUCCCCUGCACGUGCAGCCAUACUGAGAGCAAGGCUAAGCCUGUUCAGGGCUACCUUGUGCUUGUGCCGGACCCGGCUCGCUCCCAUGUGCUUCUCGAGGUCCGAGCUAGUAAUCAGGUGUUUGCCUGUGUUGCGGUCCACCAGGUGGCUCAGUUCGAGCCUCAGGUCCGCAAGAGGGAGGACGUAUUCAAUGGGGAGAGGUUCGACGCCCCGGGCGUCAGCUUCUGCCUCAAGGGCAGCGGCAAUGGACCAGGUAGGCGCAGUAAAGGCAGACCCAUUUUGGUACAGUGUGACACCGUACUCUUUUGCCAGGGUCAUCUGUUUCAGCGUCGUAAGGUGGUGUGACCUAUGGGCUGGGAGAAGGUGGGCCUGUGUGGGGCCAGCUAUGCUUGCCUGGCGCGGCAGAAGGGCUCGGGUUACUAUCCCAAG
Messenger RNA from Chlamydomonas reinhardtii, 3101 nucleotides. RefSeq lists its product as uncharacterized. The record is from RefSeq and is a predicted model, not a curated record. NCBI's taxonomy places the organism in Eukaryota, Viridiplantae, Chlorophyta, Chlorophyceae, Chlamydomonadales, Chlamydomonadaceae. The transcript has 2 exons. Bases 282 to 527 code for a protein of 81 amino acids.